Plutella xylostella (diamondback moth) is the source of this 3729-nucleotide messenger RNA. It is a transcript of the gene RpII140, whose product is annotated as RNA polymerase II subunit RpII140. Gene Ontology annotation, biological process: DNA-templated transcription. Gene Ontology annotation, molecular function: ribonucleoside binding; DNA binding; DNA-directed RNA polymerase activity. The record is from RefSeq and is a predicted model, not a curated record. NCBI's taxonomy places the organism in Eukaryota, Metazoa, Arthropoda, Insecta, Lepidoptera, Plutellidae.
AAAAUCAGACGCCAUUUUUAUGGAAAUUUACGACACGGUGAAGUGCUGUUCUAAAUUACUGUAAAAAUUAAAUAAUUUACUACAUUAAAAGCUCUAAUAUCUGGUGCUUAGCUCACCAGACGUAUCCAUCAUGUAUGAUACCGAAGACGAUCAAUAUGAGGAGGAAGACGUUGAAGAAAUCUCUUCUGAACUUUGGCAAGAAGCUUGUUGGAUUGUCAUCAACGCUUACUUUGAUGAAAAAGGUUUAGUACGACAACAACUCGACAGUUUUGAUGAAUUUAUUCAGAUGUCUGUCCAACGAAUUGUAGAAGAUUCGCCCCCCAUAGAACUACAAGCAGAAGCUCAGCAUUCGUCUGGAGAAAUUGAAACUCCACCAAAGUAUCUAUUGAAGUUUGAUCAGAUUUAUUUAUCGAAGCCAACACAUUGGGAAAAGGAUGGUGCCCCAUCGCCUAUGAUGCCUAACGAAGCACGCCUUCGUAAUUUGACCUAUUCAGCCCCACUCUACGUUGAUAUAACCAAAACUAUUGUAAAGGAUGGAGAAGACCCUAUUGAAACUCAACAUCAAAAGACCUUCAUUGGAAAAAUUCCAAUCAUGCUGCGGUCAACAUACUGUCUAUUGAGCAAUUUAACUGACAGAGAUUUAACUGAAUUGAAUGAAUGCCCUCUAGACCCUGGUGGCUACUUCAUUAUUAAUGGAUCAGAGAAAGUACUUAUUGCUCAGGAAAAGAUGGCAACAAACACUGUGUAUGUGUUUAGUAUGAAAGAUGGCAAAUAUGCUUAUAAAACCGAAAUUCGAUCAUGUUUAGAACACAGUUCUAGGCCCACAUCCACUCUAUGGGUUAACAUGAUGGCUCGUGGUGGGCAAAGUAUCAAGAAGUCUGCAAUUGGUCAGAGAAUUAUUGCCAUUGUGCCAUACAUAAAAUCUGAAAUACCCAUUAUGAUUGUAUUCAGAGCUCUUGGAUUUGUAGCAGACCGAGAUAUACUUGAGCAUAUUAUCUAUGACUUUGAUGACCCUGAGAUGAUGGAAAUGGUAAAACCCUCUCUUGAUGAAGCUUUUGUGAUUCAAGAACAGAAUGUGGCACUGAACUUCAUUGGAGCUCGUGGAGCCCGGCCCGGUGUUACCAAGGAGAAACGUAUGAAGUAUGCCAGAGAAAUUUUGCAAAAAGAAAUGCUGCCUCAUGUUGGAGUUUCUGACUUCUGUGAAACCAAGAAGGCAUACUUCUUAGGAUACAUGGUCCAUAGAUUGCUAUUGGCUGCAUUGGGACGCAGGGAACUUGAUGACAGAGAUCAUUAUGGAAACAAGAGAUUGGACUUGGCUGGACCUCUUUUGGCAUUCUUGUUCAGAGGGUUGUUUAAAAACUUGUUAAAAGAAGUAAGAAUGUAUGCCCAGAAGUUCAUUGACAGAGGAAAAGACUUUAAUUUGGAACUUGCAAUCAAAACAAAGAUCAUUACUGAUGGUCUCAGAUAUUCACUAGCUACAGGCAAUUGGGGUGAUCAAAAGAAAGCUCACCAAGCCAGGGCUGGAGUGUCCCAGGUGUUGAAUAGAUUGACAUUUGCUUCAACACUAUCACAUUUACGUCGUGUGAACUCACCCAUUGGUCGAGAUGGAAAGCUAGCCAAACCUAGGCAGUUACACAAUACUCUGUGGGGAAUGAUUUGUCCAGCUGAAACACCUGAAGGUGCUGCUGUCGGCUUGGUAAAGAAUUUGGCCUUGAUGGCUUACAUCUCUGUUGGAAGUCAGCCAUCUCCAAUUCUGGAGUUCUUGGAGGAAUGGUCUAUGGAGAACUUGGAAGAAAUAGCACCAUCAGCUAUUGCAGAUGCAACCAAGAUCUUCGUGAAUGGUUGCUGGGUCGGUAUUCACAGAGACCCUGAACAGUUGAUGGCUACAUUGAGAAAACUGAGACGUCAAAUGGACAUUGUUGUGUCAGAAGUAAGCAUGAUUCGUGACAUAAGAGACAGAGAAAUUAGAAUCUACACAGAUGCUGGCCGAAUCUGUCGCCCAUUACUGAUUGUUGAAAAUGGCGCUCUUUUACUGAAAAAGAAACAUAUUGAUAAUCUCAAGGAGAGAGACUACAACAACUAUGGAUGGCAGAAUUUGGUAGGAAGUGGUGUGGUAGAAUACAUUGACACUUUGGAAGAAGAAACAGUCAUGAUAGCAAUGAGCCCUGAUGAUCUUGCUCAAGUAAAAGAAUAUGCCUACUGUACCACUUACACUCACUGUGAGAUCCAUCCAGCUAUGAUAUUGGGUGUUUGUGCAUCCAUUAUUCCAUUCCCUGAUCACAACCAAAGCCCCAGAAACACCUACCAAAGUGCUAUGGGUAAGCAGGCUAUGGGUGUCUACAUCACCAACUUCCAUGUACGGAUGGACACACUUGCUCAUGUCCUGUAUUACCCUCACAAGCCACUUGUGACCACCAGAUCCAUGGAGUACUUGAGAUUCCGAGAGUUGCCAGCCGGUAUCAACUCUAUUGUCGCCAUUCUCUGCUACACUGGUUAUAACCAAGAGGACAGUGUCAUCUUGAAUGCAUCAGCGGUGGAAAGGGGAUUCUUUAGAUCUGUGUUCUAUCGAUCCUACAAAGACUCUGAAUCCAAGAGAAUAGGAGAUCAAGAAGAACAAUUUGAAAAGCCGACUAGACAGACUUGUCAAGGAAUGAGAAAUGCUUUGUAUGACAAGCUAGAUGAGGAUGGCAUCAUUGCCCCAGGUAUCAGAGUAUCAGGUGACGACGUCGUCAUUGGCAAAACUAUUACACUACCAGAAAACGAUGAUGAGUUGGAAGGAACUACUAAACGUUACUCAAAACGAGAUGCUUCAACAUUUUUGCGUAACAGCGAAACUGGUAUUGUAGACCAAGUCAUGUUGACAUUGAACAGUGAAGGGUAUAAGUUCUGCAAAAUCCGUGUCCGAUCAGUUCGUAUUCCACAGAUUGGUGACAAGUUUGCUUCCAGGCACGGACAGAAGGGAACCUGUGGUAUCCAGUACAGGCAAGAAGAUAUGCCCUUCACUUGCGAAGGACUUACACCAGACAUCAUUAUCAAUCCUCACGCUAUUCCAUCGCGUAUGACAAUUGGUCACUUGAUCGAAUGUAUUCAAGGAAAAGUGUCCUCCAACAAGGGUGAAAUCGGAGAUGCGACACCAUUCAACGAUGCCGUAAACGUGCAGAAAAUAUCCUCACUCCUGCAAGAAUAUGGUUACCAUCUUCGUGGCAAUGAAGUUAUGUACAAUGGACACACCGGAAGAAAGAUAAACGCGCAAGUCUUCUUGGGACCUACAUACUACCAACGUCUCAAGCAUAUGGUGGACGACAAGAUCCACUCUCGUGCCCGAGGGCCGGUGCAGAUCCUUGUGAGGCAGCCUAUGGAGGGCAGGGCCAGGGACGGAGGGCUGCGGUUUGGUGAGAUGGAGCGCGACUGUCAGAUCGCGCACGGCGCGGCGCAGUUCCUGCGCGAGCGCCUGUUCGAGGUAUCGGACCCCUACCGCAUCCACGUGUGCAACUUCUGCGGCUUGAUCGCCAUCGCUAACUUGCGCAACAACACGUUCGAAUGCAAAGGAUGCAAGAACAAGACGCAGAUAUCCCAGGUGCGGCUGCCGUACGCGGCCAAGUUACUGUUCCAGGAGCUCAUGUCGAUGAACAUUGCUCCUCGCCUUAUGGUAGUUAGUUAAGAAUAAUGAAAUAUAAUUCCUAAUGUAAGUUUUUUUUGGACAAAUAAAUGAUCGUAAACAUUUCAAAA